CGAAUUGUGCGCCCCUCGUGUUGGCGGCCGGGAUGUCGGGGCUGAGCGGCGGCUCCGGGCUGGAGGGGGUGGUGGUGGUGACAGACAGCCUGGAGUGUGAGGGCCGCAGUUUGGUGAAGAGUUUGGUCUCAGCGGCUGCUCUGCGGGGGGAACCCGUCCACGUCUUCAGUCUGGAGCUGUCGGUGUCGGACUUCAGUCACGGGCUGGACGAGGGUGUCAGAGGCAGGCUGCGGUUCGAGGACGGUUUCAGCGACCCCCUGCACUGGGAGCAGAGCGAGGCCUUCUCCCUGGACCAGUUCCGGGCCCCGGAGCUGCUGGCCCGGGUCAGCUGGGCCCUGGGAACAUCGCGGGGACCCUGCACGGUGGUGGUGGACUCCCUUAGCCGGGUCCUGCAGAGGAAGGGCGCCACCGCGCUCUGCCGCGAGCUCGGGGAGUUCCAGCGAAGAGCCGCUGCUGCAGGGCUGCAGAUUCGGCAGGUACUGGGACUGUUGCACGCCGACCUUCACCCGCCACAGGUGCUGGAGGUCGUGGGUCAGAUGGCAAGCGCCGUGGUCACGCUGACCCCCGUCCCCGAGGGUCACGAGUCGUGCCGGGACUUCCUGCCCCACGGCGUGGCCACAACACUGCUCCGGAAGAAAUCGGGGAAGGUCGUCAGGACGGUGGAGUAUUUCACGGUCGAGGACGGAUUUGGUGUCAGAACCUCAGUGGGACCAGUCGGGACGAAGGAGGCAGUGUCGGAGGGCGACGUGACGUCGGCUGACCCGGCCGCGAACCUGACCUUUAACCUGCGGCUGACGGGGGAGGAGCGGCGAGCGAGGGAGGGGGUGUCGCUGCCCUUCCACUUCACGGCAGCCAGGAAGGCGGCCCUGUUACAGCGCGGAGCUGACGGGGGGACCAUUCACUACGAGCUGGAGCCUGGCGACGACGUCGACCCAGAGGAUCCCGACGACGAUUUGGACAUCUGAGAAAUCGGCUGCGGUCUGUCCCCCACAUACUGACCCCCACACACUGACCCUCACUGGGGGAUGGGUCCCACACACACACUGACCCUCACUGGGGGAUGGGUCCCCCACACACACUGACCCUCACUGGGGGACGGGUCCCCCACACACUGACCCUCACUAGGGGACGGGUCCCCCACACUGACCCUCACUGGGGGACGGGUCCCACACACACACUGACCCUCACUGGGGGACGGGUCCCACACACACACUGACCCUCACUGGAGGAUGGUCCCACACACAUAUUAACCCUCACUAGGGGACGGGUCUCUCACACACACACACACACACACACACACACACACACACACACACACACACACACACACACACACACACACACGAUGUUGAACUGUUGUGGCAUCGCUCGUAGACACUCCCAUGUCCAUUGAACUGCACCCGUUUCCUGGAUAUGGCACUUCUCCAGAUGGGACUUCGCAUAAAUGUGGAUAAAGCACGAACUCUGGAGAUGGGAUUCAGUGUCGGCCGCUGAGCUCUUUUGUGGAACUUCCCUCAGAUUCCCCGGAUCCACAUGUUCCUCUACUCCUCGCUUUGGGAAGUGCUGCACCUCCUGGUUCUAAAUAAAACUUUGGCUUUUCAUUCCAGA
Pristis pectinata (smalltooth sawfish) is the source of this 1608-nucleotide messenger RNA. It is a transcript of the gene elp5, whose product is annotated as elongator acetyltransferase complex subunit 5. The transcript is spliced from 8 exons. Gene Ontology annotation, cellular component: nucleus; cytosol; elongator holoenzyme complex. Lineage: Eukaryota; Metazoa; Chordata; Chondrichthyes; Rhinopristiformes; Pristidae. Gene Ontology annotation, molecular function: tRNA binding. Bases 33 to 965 code for a protein of 310 amino acids. The record is from RefSeq and is a predicted model, not a curated record. Gene Ontology annotation, biological process: tRNA wobble uridine modification.